AUGGGCAUGCAGUCCUCCUGGAAGGGCAUGUCACAUGGGCGUGGUACAGAGGGCGUGAUGUGCCGGCGACCAGCACAUCACGCCCACUACGGCGUGGUGGUAAGAGGCGAGAGGAGCCCCCCGUAUUCAAGUCCCCUUCGCCUCACCUGCCCUUCUCAUCCCCCACCUCCCCUUCGCCUCACCUGCCCUUCUCAUCCCCCACCUCCCCUUCGCCUCACCUGCCCUUCUCAUCCCCCACCUCCCCUUCGCCUCACCUGCCCUUCUCAUCCCCCACCUCCCCUUCGCCUCACCUGCCCUUCUCAUCCCCCACCUCCCCUUCGCCUCACCUGCCCUUCUCAUCCCCCACCUCCCCUUCGCCUCACCUGCCCUUCUCAUCCCCCACCUCCCCUUCGCCUCACCUGCCCUUCUCAUCCCCCACCUCCCCUUCGCCUCACCUGCCCUUCUCAUCCCCCACCUCCCCUUCGCCUCACCUGCCCUUCUCAUCCCCCACCUCCCCUUCGCCUCACCUUCCCUUCUCAUCCCCCACCUCCCCUUCGCCUCACCUGCCCUUCUCAUCCCCCACCUCCCCUUCGCCUCACCUGCCCUUCUCAUCCCCCACCUCCCCUUCGCCUCACCUGCCCUUCUCAUCCCCCACCUCCCCUUCGCCUCACCUGA
Closterium sp. NIES-65 is the source of this 654-nucleotide messenger RNA. The record is from the annotation of a GenBank genome assembly. NCBI's taxonomy places the organism in Eukaryota, Viridiplantae, Streptophyta, Zygnematophyceae, Desmidiales, Closteriaceae.